Molecule: messenger RNA, 1710 nt
Organism: Populus nigra (black poplar)
Lineage: Eukaryota; Viridiplantae; Streptophyta; Magnoliopsida; Malpighiales; Salicaceae
Exons: 3
Coding region: 316-1668 (450 amino acids)
Source: RefSeq, a predicted model, not a curated record
CCCCCCCCCUUUUUAUUUUUAGUUUUCUUCUUGGCCAUUUAAAGCUAUUGUUUGGCUGCUGAGAAAGUCAGGUUCAGGAAUCAGGUGGCUUGAAAGAGAUAGUGUAGCAAUUUAUUUUGAGAGUAAUUUCUUCUAAAAAUCCUGAUUCUUUUGCUAGCUACCUGUGGAGAUUGAAGAGCCAAGAUAGUUGAGAGUAAAAUGGAUGAGGGUUCGAUGCUUGUGGUUCAAUUAACUUCACUGCAAAAAGAGAGCCGUCAAUGAAGCUGCAGGAUUUUUGUUGCUGUUAAUUAUUAGGAAGCUGAUUUUGUUGAAAACAUGGAUCAAGUACGGAAGACAAUGAUGCAACAUGAAGCUUUGUUCAAGGAACAGGUGCAGGCACUGCACAGACUGUACAAUAUCCAGAAAGCUGCAAUGCAGGAAACAAGGAGAAGAAAUUAUCCUCAGGCUCAAGUGUUUGCAUUUAGUACUGAAAGUCUUGUGCUUGUAGACGGCCAAUUUUGUGGUUCUGUUCUGGAAGGGAAACCUUUGAGGCCGCCGGUCUAUAUUGCUGGUCGAGCACAUAAGCAAGAUGCUUUGGGUCUGUCUUUGAGUCCCUUUUGCACACUCAAAAAGAUUAAAGGUAGUGGUUCGUUAUGGAUUGAUGGCAUGGGGGCUGAAACUUUCCUCCCUGCUCAUAGUAAACCUUUGAGAAAUUUUGAUCUUGAAAAACUCCCAGAAGACGAUGCCGAUGAGUCUUCUGAUCUUGAAGGAACAGCAGAGGAAUGGAAUGGAAGCAAUUUGCCAGAUUCUACUGAAUCGUUUCAAGAUCUUGGAAGCAGUGGUAAAAUUGCAUCAACGGGUCCAAAAUCAGAACCAUACAAUAGUCAAGUUGGCAUGGACUCAUUUCCCAAAGAUCCCAACACAUGUUCUCAAGAUUCUUCAAUCCUGGAACCUCAAUAUUGUGAGUCAAAAGAACUUGAUGAGUUAAUCAUCCGAAGACCGAUUCACUUGGAGACAAACACCAAUCCGGAACAGCAAGAUCUGAACUUACCUGCUGUUGCAAAGGACUCAAGCAAUGGCAGCAAUAGCAUUGAGUCCCACGACGCAGAGUUCUGCAAGAAAAAAGAUACUCGCGAGGAAGACCUGGCAAGCCCCAGCAGCAAGGAAUUCUUUUUAUCUGAAUGCGAAGAGGUGGCCCUCAUCAACCAAGAUGUUUGGAGACCUUCAGUCUCCUCUACCAAUACAGAUUCUGAAAUCAAACAAACAGACAGCUACAGACAUUCAAACAGCGAACCUGGAAACAUGACAAGCUCGGAGAAGCCUCCUGUUGCAACAGAGGACAAUCAGAACAGGAAGGGUAACUCAAUCCUGUAUGAAGAGUGUGAAACAAUGGCAGCUGAGAUUUUGCUCAGUUUUGCACCCAAUAGACCACAGGUUGUUACUAAAAGGCAUGCAGGGGAAACUGAGCCAGGUAAAUCUUAUGGAGACUUUGCAACUACUGAAGAGAAGCCAAAUUUGUGUCAGAAAAGAUGUGCAAACUUCAGCAAUGGAGGUAGAGUAUACGAAUCCUUGAGCUGGGAAAAAUCAGCUAACUGGAUGACGACUGUUAAAAGACAGCGGCAACUAGUUCCUGCAAGAAUUGUUCCUUGUAACGUUGUUAAUCUUGCAGAUGUAAACAUCACCUUAUGAAUGUCUCUGUGCAAAUUCUAGUUGGAAUUGGCACUUGUAUUU